Molecule: messenger RNA, 402 nt
Organism: Lathyrus sativus (Indian pea)
Lineage: Eukaryota; Viridiplantae; Streptophyta; Magnoliopsida; Fabales; Fabaceae
Source: the annotation of a GenBank genome assembly
AUGAUUGGGUCAUACAAACUAACGCUGGCGGCUUCAGAGGGGGGUUUUGUUUCUCUUGGUUGUAUUAUUAAAGACCCUACUUCUAACAUUUUUCUUGCUGCGUCUAAAAGAUUCCCAAGUGUGACCAAUCCUGCGAAUGCUGAGCUUUUGGCCAUCCGUUGGGCUUUCCUGCUGGCCAAAGAGCUGAAUUUAAAGAGUUUUGUAUUUCAAUCGGAUGCUCAAGUUGUGGUGGAUUGUAUUAACGAUUUCGUUUUUAUAGCUGAUUUAGACUCUGUGGUUGCUGAUUGCAAGUUGCUAAUGAAGGAUUUUGAUAGUGUCACUCUGAUGUUUAUUAACAGAUUAUGUAAUUUAGAUGCCCACCAUAUGGUUGGAAUUGGUAAGUCUUUUGGUUUUAGAACUUGA